Culex pipiens pallens (northern house mosquito) is the source of this 1215-nucleotide messenger RNA. RefSeq lists its product as uncharacterized. The transcript is spliced from 2 exons. The record is from RefSeq and is a predicted model, not a curated record. NCBI's taxonomy places the organism in Eukaryota, Metazoa, Arthropoda, Insecta, Diptera, Culicidae. The coding region runs from base 151 to 1140 and encodes 329 amino acids.
UCACCAAAAGUGCAGAUAUCGCGAGCAUGAGCUCACUUUCAACCUCGGAAGUUUUGCAUUUAAUUCCUUUGCAUUUCGUCUCGGAAAUGUGCAUUUAGCUAGUUUCAAUAGUUUACAGUUAAAUUGUGUUUGACGAAAUUUACAGCAACAAUGUUAACGAGAAGACUAGCUAGCAGUGGAUUCCACUGGAAUCGCACUGCUGGAAGCAGUUGUUACAUCAUCCAGAACCUACGAUUCUCAUCCAGUGGAGACCGGGACCGGAAAGUAACCGGUCAGGAACCAUCCCAGCAACCACAAACUAGCGCGUACGAGUACAUCACGCUGGAGCAGCCGGAAUCGAGCCGCCAUCAGGCGCAACGAUCGGCCACUUCCGGCAGUACGGUGGCCCUGCGUCGAAUCUCGUUGCUCGAUCUGGCCAAAUCGAAGCUGUACGAGGCGCAAACGUUUUACGACGAGUUCAGCGGCAUGAACGAGGUCAAGGUGGCCCAGAACAAGGUGAUCGAGAUCCAGAACCAGCUGCAGCUGGUGCAGGAACGACGUCGCCACAUCUUGCUGGAGUUGACGCUGAUUCGGAAACAGAUGCAGGACAUUCACGUUGAGCUGCAGAAAGCGGUCCGCGGAGAGCAUCGGUACGUGGAGCUGAUCAAGGAGGAGUUCGAUGUAAUUGCUCGCGAGCGCGAAAAGAACCAAAUCUUCCAGAUCGUGGACCAAGAAGAACGUGAACUCUUCUCGCACCUCACCUCGGCCGUCAAGACCAGCCACGAGAAGGAACGCACCCAGGCGAACAACGUCAAGUACUGGUCCAUCAUCGGAUCGUGCGUCGGAGCGCUGCUGGGAAUUGUGGCCACUUCGAUCAACUAUUACUACCGAAACACGCAGUUUGAAGCAAUUAAGGCCACCACUGGCGAGGGAAUCACGCGGUUGGUGCAGGUCGACGGAAAGUUGAACGAGUUGGGUGUCUCGUUGGACUACAUCAAGGAGUACGUGGCGAUCCGGCGGGAGGAAGAUGAAAAGGCACGGUUUCGGGCGAUGCGGGAGGCCGAGUUGGCGCAGAUGAGGGCGAGGGAGGGCUGGGGAAGCUAUCUGUGGAGGAACAGUGUGCGGGUUUACAGGUUUUUCAUACCAAAUAUGAACAAGUGAAGCCUUGUUGUUGAUUUAGGGUUAAGCGAAUGUAACGGACACGGAAUAAAGCAAAAGUUUACAUAUUUUUUAAAA